UUUGCAGAUAUCUCAUUAUAUCAUACCAAUGGAUAUCUGGGAUAUUUAUUUGACAAAAUACCAACUCCAAUGAUAAAUCAAUUGGAAACAAUUUCAUUGCAUGUGGAUAUCAUGCGAGAAACUUUACAAGAACUGUAUUUACCGUGUCCAGUCCACGAUUUAUUUUUUGCUAUCACUAAUUUGCAUAAUGCAAAAUUCGAUACUUCUAUACAGAUUUCAUUCUGCUCAGCAACCGUACAAUUACCCGAUGACUUUUUUUGGAAUAUGCUCAUGUCAAACAUGAAUUUAGUCAUCAAAGAAAUGUCUCAAAUUGGAGCCAAAGCAGAAUUUAGCAUUGAUCCAAAUGAGGGCUACAUGGAUAUUACAGUUCAGCAUGGCAAAGUGGAUUACUGUUUCGCAUUUUUUUACUUUAAUCCGCACAUUUUUGAAGGAGAACCAUCACAGGUGUUAAAUAAUGUAAAUGACCCAACAUUGAAUAAUAUGUAUUUUGUGUGUAUUUUCAGGGCUGUAUAUUUUGAUCUCACAUGUGAGUACUCACUCACAAUAUUUGUAUGUAUGGUUUCGAUAUGUUGCAUUGUUUUUGUUUAA
Molecule: messenger RNA, 588 nt
Organism: Thelazia callipaeda (thelaziosis nematode)
Lineage: Eukaryota; Metazoa; Nematoda; Chromadorea; Rhabditida; Thelaziidae
Source: the annotation of a GenBank genome assembly